AGUCUAUGAAAAUGGACCUUGGCCGACUGGAUGCUGGAAACUACGUACACGCACGUGCCACGCGCGUAUAUACAUGCACGCCAUCGACUAAUAAAUACGCCAUGUUAACUAUAUAGACCUUAGCCUUCAAUGAGUUCACGGUACAGAGUGACCUCGACAUCGACAGCCGGUAGAACAGAUACCCAGCGUCUUGAUACAUACACAUAACCGGAACCUUUAUCACAAAAUCAUGUCGCCGCUACGAUGGGGUAUCUGUACGGGAGGGGAAAUAUCACACGACUUUGUUUCGAGUUUACAAGGACACUCCAACAACCAUCCCGUCGUCGCUAUCGCAACUCGGUCGUUGGAAAGAUCGCAGAAGUUUGCCUCUAAAUUCAAGAUUCCAACCGCCUAUGGUAGCUAUGAAGAGCUCGCUCAGGAUCCAAAUAUAGAUAUAAUCUACAUCGGGGCUAUUAACACUGAACAUCCAAGGCUUUGUAAGCUAUUCCUUACACAUAAGAAGAAUGUAUUGUGUGAAAAACCCCUUGCACUCACUCUAAAAGAAACCCAAGAUGUCCUGAAGAUUGCUAAAGAAAGCGGUGUCUUCUUCAUGGAAGCCGUGUGGACCCGUUUUUUCCCAGUCAGUGCAAAGAUCCGGGAACUUGUUGCAUCCGGGGAACUUGGUGACGUCAAAUCAAUGCUGCUCAAUUUUGGACUUGACCUGCCUGAUAGAGAAAGAACUAUGAAAAAGGAAAUGGGUGGGGGCGCCCUCUACGACAUGGGAAUCUACAUGGUACAACUGACGACCAUGGUCUUUGGGGUAGGACCGUCUUCAACAAACACUCACGGAUUCCUCAAUGAAAACGGUGUAGAUGAGAUGUAUACGACAGUUAUGAAGUUCCCGAACAACGCCAUGGCAACACUGUCAUGCACAUACAAGGCUGAUUAUCCUAAUGAAGCAAUUGUUAUAGGAACCAAAGGUCGUCUCCGAAUUCCGGGUCAUUUUUGGGCUCCAACUGAGCUGAUAUGGUCAAAGCCCAGUGGAGAACUCAUCGAAACGUUUCAGUAUCCUACACCAGAAUCUUCGGCGGAAUAUUCAUUGGGCCCAUUGUGGUCUGGUAUGCUAUAUGAAGCAGAUGCAGUGAAACAAGCUAUCGAAGAAGGUAAAAAGGAGCACGCCCUCGUGAGUUGGAAGGAGACUGAGUUGAUUGCUACUUUGAUGGAGCAAGCUCGUCGAGAUCUGGGUAUCGUCUGGGUUCAUGAAGGCUCCUAAGUAAUCCAUUGUUUUUCUUGCUUGAAAAAAAGAGAAAUAAAGUUGCAUGUGAUUAUAAAUAUCUAGGCUAUCUAAGGGUAUGGUUGGGGAGGGGCAAAGGUACUCUUAUUCCUCUGUUUAAAGAACGAGAAUGACACACAUGAUAGGAUAUUGUUUGAUUGUUUCUAUUUCCAUGUAAAAAUCAUACAUGAAAAUCAAGAAAUAUUAUUGCAAUGGAGCCCAUUUCAGUGACAUUUACGAAAUGUCACUGUUCUUUCAGGAGGUCCUUAAAUAAAAAGAAAAUAACUUGCAACAUUAAAGAUUAAAACAAAAAAUGAUGAGUCAAACAACUGGAACAAUCUGGAACAAAAUAAUAAUGUAAUCGAUAUGUAAUCAUGAUCCAUAACUUCUAAAGUUUGAUUUAAAGGAUUAAAUCGGUAAAGAAUGAAUGAUGACAUGGGAUGGUAGUUUGUUGUACAAUGAAGCCUCUUUUUUUUAUAUAGAAAUGUCCUUUUACAACUUUUAGUGUUUGGUUUGGGAAGAAAUUUUGGCAUAGUCAUGAUAGAUGUGCGGAGAGAAUAAUGAUAAGAUUUAUUAAGUAUUAACAUUUUCAUGUAAUCCGGGGCAAGAUUAUGCAGAAUUUUGACCAUCAUUAUAUACAUAAUGUAUGCUCUCGUUGAGGAAUAAACUUUUUUUUCCAUUUCAGUAUUCCAUCAUGUACAGUAUAUGUGAAUGCGAAUAUGGUUUAGAUCCAUAUAAUUAUGUUUUUGAGAUGCAGACUGCCAUAUAACAUAUGUAUAGUCAAAAUGUGGAAGGAUACCAGAAGAAUACAUAAUUUUCAGUCUGGAUUUCAUUCACAAAAUACUUUAGCCUUCCAAGAUUUACUGCCUCAUUACUUUAAAAUGAGUGUUCCAUUAUUUAUGUUCCUGAUCAAUAUAAACUUCUUGAUAUUUCACAUGAUCUAAAUCAUUCUUCCUUCGAUUAAUUCAUCACCAAUAAAUCCUCCAUGACCAUUAUCAUCUCCAUGGCCUUCAUCUUCACCAUCCUCAUCCUUAUCAUCUCCAUCUUCAUUAUUCAAAUUAUCAAGAGAUAUUAGUAUCUGUCUUGAAAAAUGUAAUGAUUAUUUUAAUGAGUUUUAUUCCGGCGAGGUUGUCAUUUUUUCAAGCAAUCUGCUUAUUAUGACAAUCUUCCUGCAAAUUAUGAACGUUAUUGUGGUUUGUAGUAGAUCAUAUUCGUUUCGAAUGAAGUUUCCUUUAUAAUUCUUGCCAAAGAAAAAAGUAAUUUGAUUGUUAUGUGAUGAAAAAUGUAUUAUACGAAUGCUAUUCAUGUAAAAGAAAACAGUAAAUCAAAUCAAAUCAAAA
Lytechinus pictus (painted urchin) is the source of this 2592-nucleotide messenger RNA. Its product is annotated as trans-1,2-dihydrobenzene-1,2-diol dehydrogenase-like. Gene Ontology annotation, molecular function: nucleotide binding. The record is from RefSeq and is a predicted model, not a curated record. The coding region runs from base 230 to 1252 and encodes 340 amino acids. The transcript has 7 exons. Lineage: Eukaryota; Metazoa; Echinodermata; Echinoidea; Temnopleuroida; Toxopneustidae.